AUGGAUUGUUGUGAUCGUGAGUGCGCGGUGGAGGAGGUGGCGCAGGUGUACGAGCGCAUCAAGAUCCAGCAGCCCUUCCUCCUCCGCCACUGCUCCUCGCUGCCGCCGUCGACCGCCACCCAGCAGCUGGCCCAGACCCACAGCGAGGCGCUGCGGGCACUCAACGUCGCCCUCUCCGUCAUGAAGCAGCAGCACCAGCAAUCUUCUGCUGCUCCAGCGACACCAAGCAUCAAAGCUGAGCCGCCCAGCCAUGGCGGAGCAGCUCCCUGCUAUCCGGAAGCAAUAACAACGAGCGCGGCCAGAAGAGGCAAGAGAAGAAGAACAACAAUGGAAGAAGCAGCAGCAGGGAAAACCUCAUCAUGGGCAGGCUUGACCACCGUGCCUUACGAGGACGGCUACGAGUGGAGAAAAUACGGCGAGAAGAAGAUCAACGGCACCAGCUUCACAAGGAGCUACUUCAGGUGCACCUACAAGGAUGACACUGGCUGCCUCGCCACAAAGCACGUCCAGCAGAAGGACAGCAGCGACCCUCCCGUGUUCCAGGUCACCUACAACAACAAGCACACCUGCAACAUCUGCACAACCACCACGGCUGCCAGCAAGAGCAGCGACAGAGAGAUCAUCAAUCCUCAUCCUCCAAAUAAUGCUGCCGUGAUGAUGAAUAAUGUUGUCAAAAGCAAGAACCACCGGUGCUGCCCAGCCCCCAUCCUCCUUGUCCAGCUCGACGCCGACUGCCGUCGCCGCCGUGUCGCGCCGCGCAAGCGCACCGGCCGCGCCGUGCACGAGCGCGUGUGCGCCGCGCACCCACCUGGUCAAAGCCUCGGCCUUGCCUUGACCUGGUUGGGCUGGGCCGCCUGCCCGCGGGCCCCGUCUGUCAGCCUCGGGGCUGGCCAGCUCGGGUGGAUCUAG
Messenger RNA from Panicum virgatum (switchgrass), 909 nucleotides. Its product is annotated as probable WRKY transcription factor 62. The coding region runs from base 1 to 909 and encodes 302 amino acids. Gene Ontology annotation, biological process: regulation of DNA-templated transcription. NCBI's taxonomy places the organism in Eukaryota, Viridiplantae, Streptophyta, Magnoliopsida, Poales, Poaceae. The record is from RefSeq and is a predicted model, not a curated record. Gene Ontology annotation, molecular function: sequence-specific DNA binding; DNA-binding transcription factor activity. The transcript is spliced from 3 exons.